This is a messenger RNA of Schistocerca americana (American grasshopper), 575 nucleotides long. Its product is annotated as cyclic pyranopterin monophosphate synthase-like. The transcript has a single exon. The record is from RefSeq and is a predicted model, not a curated record. Gene Ontology annotation, biological process: Mo-molybdopterin cofactor biosynthetic process. The coding region runs from base 12 to 575 and encodes 187 amino acids. Lineage: Eukaryota; Metazoa; Arthropoda; Insecta; Orthoptera; Acrididae.
CCUUAAGCAUUAUGUGCAAUGCAAGACUCCUAACAAGACAAACGCACAGAGCACAGCCCUCUGUCUUCUCUUGCCGUUUCUGCAGUUCGGGAGCACAGUCCGGAAGUCUGACUCAUGUCGACCGGACCGGCAGAGCGAAAAUGGUCGACGUGGGUUCGAAGGCAGUGACAGAACGGACUGCUACAGCACAAGCAAAGGUUUUUGUGGGACCUGAACUGAUGAAACUCGUACGAGAAAAUGGCCUGAAGAAAGGUGACGUACUUAGCGUUGCUCGCCUGGCAGGAAUUGUAGGGGCCAAGCAGACGUCCAGCCUUAUCCCUCUGUGUCAUAACAUAUCUUUAUCCUCUGUGGCUGUAGACAUUGAACUAGACUCCGCUCUCAACUGUGUGAUUAUAACUGGCACGGCAAAGUGUAGAGGGCAGACGGGCGUGGAGAUGGAAGCUCUCACUGCUGUAUCGGUGUCUGCCUUAACAGUGUACGAUAUGUGCAAAGCUGUGAGUCAUGACAUAGUGAUAUCUGAAAUAAUGCUUCUGGCCAAAAGUGGGGGAACUAGAGGAGACUUCCACCGGACAUGA